AUGGCGACGCUCAGAGGCAACCUGGAGAUUGUGCACCUACUCCUCCUGGCAAAGGCUGAUGCCAAUAAGGCCGAUGCUGAUGACUGCACUCCAAUCUGCAAGGCGGCAAGCACAGGGAACACGGAUGUGGUGCGAUAUCUCAUGAAGGCAAGAGCUGAUAUUAACAAGCCGAACUACAUCGGCAGCACCCCUCUGCAGGUGGCCACCGGAUGCACUUUCGGGCAAGUUGUGACGGUGCUCUUGCAGGCCUCGGCAGAUGUCAACAGACCGGAUAAGACUGGCUGCAACGCCUUGCACAUCGCCUGUGGCAGCGGCUUUGUGCACGUGGUGCGACUUCUAUUGACAUCGAAGAUUAACAAAGACAAGCCUGACAAGUGUGGCUUGACCCCGCUUCAUAUCGCGAGUGGGAGGUGCCUUGCGGAAGUUGUCCGAGUGCUCCUAGAGUAUUCUGUCAAUGUCAACAAGUCCGACGUUGAGAAGAUCACCCCACUUCAGACAGCAGCUGGUAGGGGCUUCGUGGAGAUCGUGCGCUUGCUGCUAUCGGCCGGAGCCGACGUCAACCUUGCCAAUGAGCGUGGCAGUACUCCUUUGCAUGAAGCAAGUUGGGGAGGCCACGUGGAGGUGCUCCAUGACAAAGGCUCUUCUUCUGAUGCAUCCGGGGCGUGCCAUGUGGCCAUCGUUCGCUUGCUGCUUGAGUAUCAGGCUGACAUAAACUUUUCUGAUAACACUGGCAGUACCGCUCUUCAUAUUGCCUCUGGAAGGGGCUUCCUGGCAGUUGCGCGUCUGCUGGUUUUCGCCCGGGCUGAUCUACACAAGCUCAACAUGAAUAAUCGGACACCGAUGCAGGUUGCACACACCUGCAACUCCGUAGCUGUUUUCCAUCUGCUCGCGAAGGCUGGGCAAGUCUUUAGCAGGGCAAAUAGCCGCGCUUGGACUCUGAAUCAUUGCCAGUGA
Messenger RNA from Symbiodinium sp. CCMP2456, 954 nucleotides. NCBI's taxonomy places the organism in Eukaryota, Dinophyceae, Suessiales, Symbiodiniaceae. The record is from the annotation of a GenBank genome assembly.